CCCAGCAGUGCCACCCGCAAGUUCCGCCCACCUGUGCCCAGCAGUGCGCCCACUACUUGCACCCACCUGUGCCACUCUGCAGUGUCACACACCUGUGCCCAGAAGUGCCACCUACCUGUGCCCAGCAGUGCCACACACCUGUGCCCACCAGUGCCACCCACCAGUGCUGCCCACCAGUGCCACCCACCAGUGCAUCCCAGCAGUGCUGCCAGUCAGUGCCACCAGUCAGUGCCCAGCGGUUGUGCCAGUCAGUGCCACCAGUCAGUGCCCAGCAGUGAUGCCAGUCAGUGCCGUCUAUCAGUACCCAUCAUUAGUGUCACCUAUCAGUGCCGCCUAUCAGUG
This is a messenger RNA of Staurois parvus, 342 nucleotides long. The record is from the annotation of a GenBank genome assembly. Lineage: Eukaryota; Metazoa; Chordata; Amphibia; Anura; Ranidae.